This is a messenger RNA of Eruca vesicaria subsp. sativa (arugula), 2977 nucleotides long. NCBI's taxonomy places the organism in Eukaryota, Viridiplantae, Streptophyta, Magnoliopsida, Brassicales, Brassicaceae. The record is from the annotation of a GenBank genome assembly.
GUUUCUUCACAGAUCUCUCUCUCUCUCUCUCUCUCUUCCAACAUUCAAUGGAGUCUCACCCUAAACUCUAUGCUUACUUCCACCUCUUCCUCCUCUUCUUCACUUCAGUUGCUGACCCUCAAACAGACUCUCUCCUCACCUUAAAAUCUCACCUCACCGACAACAACUCCAACACCUUACAAGACUGGUCCAUCAACAACAACAACAACUCCAACACCAAACUACUCCCCUCCUGUUCUUGGUCAGGUAUCAGAUGCAACCAAAACUCCACCUCCAUCAUCUCCAUCAACCUCUCCUCAAAAACCCUCACUGGAAACUUCCCUGGCACCCUCUUCUCCGUCUUCACAGACCUCCUAGAACUCAACAUCAGUGACAACUCCUUCUCCGGAGAGUUUCCACCAGAGAUCUUCAACAUCACAACCCUCAGAAGCCUUGACAUAAGCCUAAACAACUUCUCUGGCCCUUUCCCAAACGGUGUCUCUUCUUUAAAGAACCUCAUCAUCCUUGACGCCUUGAGCAACAGCUUCUCAGGGUCGUUACCUACCGAUCUCCCUUUAUUAGAGAAUCUCAAGGUACUGAAUCUUGCUGGAAGUUACUUCACUGGUUCGAUCCCUAGUCAAUACGGUUCUUUCAAGAACCUAGAGUUUCUUCAUUUAGGUGGGAACUUACUUAGUGGGAACAUACCUAAAGAGCUUGGUGAUUUGAAGACUGUGAUUCACAUGGAGAUUGGUUACAACUCUUACCAAGGAGUGAUCCCUUGGCAGAUAGGUUACAUGAGUGAGCUUAAGUAUCUGGACAUAGCUGGAGCUAACCUCUCUGGUUUCUUACCAAGGCAUUUCAGUAACUUGACUAAGCUUGAGUCAUUGUUCCUCUUUAGAAACCAUCUCUCUGGAGAGAUCCCAUGGGAGCUUGGGGAGAUCACUUCUCUUGUUAACUUAGAUCUUUCAGACAAUCAUCUCUCUGGGACCAUACCUGAGAGUUUUGCAGGGUUGAAGAAUCUUAAGCUCUUGAGUCUUAUGUAUAAUGAGAUGAGUGGGACUCUACCUGAAGUAAUAGCUCAGCUUCCUUCAUUGGAUACUCUUUUCAUAUGGAACAACUACUUCUCUGGUUCACUUCCAAAGAGUUUAGGGAUGAACUCUAAGCUUAGAUGGGUUGAUGUUUCAACCAACAGUUUCCAAGGUGAGAUACCACAAGGUAUCUGCUCUAGAGGUGUUCUUUACAAGCUCAUGCUCUUCUCAAACAAGUUCACUGGGAGUUUAUCUCCAUCUCUCAACAAUUGUUCAACUCUUGUUCGUAUCCGCCUUGAAGAUAAUGCCUUCUCAGGUGUGAUCCCUUUCACCUUUAGCCAGCUUCCUGAUAUCUCUUACAUAGACCUCUCUAGAAACAAACUCACCGGAGGCCUUCCUCAAGAUAUCUCCAAAGCUACAAAACUUGACUACUUCAAUAUCUCACAUAACCCUGAGUUAGGAGGCAAACUUCCACUGGAGAUUUGGUCUUCCCCGCCGCGUCUUCGCAACUUCUCUGCUUCCUCCUGCAGUAUCUCAGGACCUCUCCCUGAGUUUGAUUCAUGCAAAUUCGUCACCGUUAUUGAACUGAGUAACAACAACAUAUCAGGGACUAUAACACCAUCUGUUUCCUCUUGUCACUCUCUCUACAAGAUGGAUUUAGCUGGAAAUAUCAUUGCAGGUGGGGUUCCUGAGACAUUGGCAAAGCUUCCACACUUAAAAGUCUUGGAUUUAUCAGACAAUGACUUGACUGGUUCCAUCCCUUCUGACAAAGUGCUUAGAUCAAUGGGGAAAGAUGCAUAUGAAGGGAAUGCAAACUUGUGUGGACUUCCUCUUAAACCAUGUGCAGCUUACAGCUCAAGGAAGCUUGUGUCUGUUCUGUUAGCUUGUCUAGCUUCCUUUGUAAUAAUAGUAGCUGGAACUUUAGGGUUGUACUAUGUUCAUCACAGAAGUCAAAGCCGAUGGAAGAUGGUGUCUUUCUCUGGACUCCCUCAUUUCACAGCAGAUGAUGUUUUGAGAAGCUUUAGUGAAGAGCCUCCCCAAGUAUCAUCCUCAGUGUGUAAAGCAGUUCUGCCAACAGGAAUCACAGUCACAGUGAGGAGAAUAGAGCUUCAAGGAAAGAAGAAAGGUGUUAUGUUGAAGGUUUUAACUCAGAUGGGGAAUGCAAGACAUGUGAACCUAGUUAGGUUACUUGGUUUUUGUUACAACAAUCAUCUUGUCUAUGUGUUGUAUGAUAACAACUUGCAUACUGGAACUCUAGCUGAGAAGAUGAAGACAAAGAAGAGAGAUUGGGUUACUAAGAAGAGGAUCAUCAAUGGAGUUGCAAAGGGACUUUGCUUCCUUCACCAUGAAUGUUACCCUGCAAUACCACAUGGAGAUGUGAAGUCUAGUAACGUUUUAUUCAAUGAUGCUAAUAACAUGGAGCCUUGCUUAGGUGAAUUUGGGUUCAAGUACAUGUUACAUUUGAACAAAGGCAUGGUCUCUUCAGAUCAGAUGAAUGAUGUAAUAAGAGUAGAGCAGGAAAAAGACAUUUACAACUUUGGGGAGCUUGUUUUGGAGAUCUUAACAAAUGGGAAGCUGAGGGAGGCAGGUAGAUUGAUACAUAACAAGGCUAAGGAUGUUCUUCUACGAGAAGUAUACGCAGAAAAUGAAAAUGGUUUUGAACAAGAAGUUAAAAGAGUUGUUGAGGUUGCACUUCUCUGCAUGACAAGUAACCAGUCUGAACGUCCUUGCAUGGAAGAUGCGCGCAGGUUAUUAUCUGAAGCACAUGCUAGUAGUAGGUUGAAAUAGGUAAUGCAGACAAUGUUGAACUCUGCACAUAGUUUUCCUUUAUAUAUAUAUAGUAUUGUACUAAAAACAUUAGGUGUGUGACUUCUUUAGUUGUUUGUUUUGGACCAUGUGUUAUGAUGAUGAUUGUUCUUGUAUUAAUGUAUUGUUACCACUAUUGAAACUAAGACUAUAUAGAAUUGUUG